Molecule: messenger RNA, 2160 nt
Organism: Lutra lutra (Eurasian river otter)
Lineage: Eukaryota; Metazoa; Chordata; Mammalia; Carnivora; Mustelidae
Product: serine/arginine repetitive matrix protein 1-like
Exons: 2
Coding region: 1-2160 (719 amino acids)
Source: RefSeq, a predicted model, not a curated record
AUGGCGGACACUGGGGAGCCGGGGGAGGCGCGGGUGGGCGGGCCCGCAGGGCUGGCGGACGGAACUGCACGGAGCCCAGGCCAGAAACUUUUCCUCCCUCUCCGCCCAGGCUCCGGGAAAGAGGGGAGGCGGCCCUGCCGUGGGCCCCACCCCCUGGCCGCCCGCCGGGGCCCCCCCAGCCCCGUCCCCCGCGCGCUCGCAGUCCGCGCCGGGGACGCCGUGGGACUGGGCCGCCUCCGCCACGCGGACGGAAUCUGGGGGAUGCCGGCUGACGGCGGCGCUGGCACUGGGGGCCACCACGGGGGGUGGUGCGGAGACGAGGGACCCGAGGGCCACCCCAGGCUGGCCGCCUUCAGGGCCCUGUUGGGCUCCGGGGUUCUCCGCCCUCAUGUCCGGCCCAGCUCCCCAGGAACGCGGCGGGACGCCCCGCGACACCAGCCACUUGUGGGGACGCUCUGCCCCCUGGUGGUCGGCGUGAGGCGGCGGCGUCCUGCAGCCCCACGGGGCGGGGGGGGAGAAGCCGUGCGCACACGUACGUGUAGACACACACACGAACCACACCGCACACGCCGCACGCAUAUACCACAACCGCACAUCACACCGGUACACGCAUCCCCCCUGCCACACACACACACACACACACCCGCUUUCGCCAAGACUCAUUCUGAGGCUUUAUUCGGGGACCCCGUGUGGGAUCGGUGCGACGGAGACCAGGGCUACCCGUCUGCUUUCCUCCUUCGACGGGGCACGAUCUUCACGCCAGCCCGGGGCGGCCCGGACAGCGCCGUCCAGCGCCGUGGGAAGGCUGCAGAACGGCAGACGCGGCUGUGGAGAGGACACCAACCACCGCUUCUCUCACAGCGGCCACCGCGCGUGCGGUGCGGGUGUGCGGAGACGCCUCUCGUCACCCGGCUCGUCGCGGCCGUCUUUGCGCCCAGGCCCCGCCGGCCCAUCCCCUCCGUCCCUCACUUUUCUUUCUCUGACCGAGACAGCGGGCGGGCGCACGAGCAGGGGGAGGAGGAGAGGGAGCAGCCGACUGCGCGCCGGGCGGGGAGCCGACGCGGGGCUCCGGACGCCUGGGCCCUGGGGUCACGACCCCAGCCGAGGCAGAGGCUUCACGGCCCGUCUGCUGAAGACCCGUCCGCGUGUCCUGUCCUUCGGCCCCGAUCUGGGCUCUUCCCGCCCGCAAGCCGCGCUGCGCGACGCCGCUCUCCGCCGCACCCUGCCGCCCGGGACCCCUCAUUCCGGCCCCGGCCUCCCCCGCUCUUCCAUCAACCCGCAACGCUCUUCUCGCGGACUCGCGCCGGCCGACACCCCGCUUGCCCAUUUCAGCCGAAAGGCCGCUUCCUCGGGACGUUCCGGCCUCCGGCGGCGCGCUGGAGGCGGUUCUGCUCCCCGAGGCCGCGCUGGGAGUGCGACACCGGCCACGGCGCGGGGCUCACCCCACCGAACUUGGCAGAGGCACGUCAGGGCCCCGGGCCCCCGGCGGAGCUCUCGCCCGCACGCCCCCGACCGCGACGCACACGCCUUUCCCGGGACUCCAAGUCGCCCUCGCGUCGUCUUCGAGCCUCCUUGCGGCAAAGGGGCUGCGGGAGACGGGGCUGCGCUCCUCGUCGGGCUUCCUUCCCGCUCUGCCAAGCGCGUCCGUGCUGCGAGGGUCUGAAAGCUCGGAGAGUCGGGGCCGGGGCCGACCGGCGGGAAGGGCUGCGGGAGGCUCAAGUGACACAGCCGCCUCGGCGGGGAGGGGGCGGGACCCCGGGCGGCUCCUCGGCCCGCACCGAGAGCGGAGCAGUACGUCAGGGUCUGAGGUCGUCGUCGUGCGAGGAAAGGGGCCGAAAGACCCAACCAGACCAGCGGCGGACCGGGACGCGGGCAACGGGGGCUUUCCUGCCCCGCGGAGCUCACUGGCAGCGUAACCCACUGAAAGACACCGAAGGUCUGCGCCAAGUCCCGGGCACGGCUCGGCAGCCCCGUCUUCCUCAGCCGCCCCUGCUGACGCGCUCCCGCUCACGCGGCGCCGCAACCCCCGUCGGCGGGCAGCCGGUCCCGGCAGCGGCGGCGCGCGGACUCCGGCAUGGCUGCCCAACGCGCGCGCGUCACUUCCGGCGGCCGGCGGAUAUAAGCGGCAGGAUUUCCGCUUUCGCUCCUUUCCGGCGGUGA